Messenger RNA from Camellia sinensis, 347 nucleotides. Lineage: Eukaryota; Viridiplantae; Streptophyta; Magnoliopsida; Ericales; Theaceae. The record is from RefSeq and is a predicted model, not a curated record.
UUAUUAUUAGUAUUGUUAUUAAAUUUUUUGUUCUGUUUAUGUUUUUUGUUGUGGUCCAGAUUACUACUGAUGAUGAUCUGAUAGCACUGGUGUCAGAUGUAGUUUUCCAGCCACAAGUUGUUUGGAAGCUUGGAGAUGUUCAAGUUACAUGUGGAACUCUUGGUCUCCCUAUGGCAACUGUUAGACUCAUUGAUGUUGAGGGGGAAGAGCAUAUUGCAUGUGCGAAUGGAACAGGUCCAGUUGAUUCAGCAUACAAAGCGGUUGAUCUCAUUGUGAAGGUUUGCCGCAGAAACUUGUAUUUUCUUCUCCCACGAUAUUCCUAUGAGGCUUGAUAAUAGUUAGAAUUG